Molecule: messenger RNA, 2466 nt
Organism: Clavispora lusitaniae ATCC 42720
Lineage: Eukaryota; Fungi; Ascomycota; Pichiomycetes; Serinales; Metschnikowiaceae
Gene: PPR1
Product: Ppr1p
Biological process (GO): positive regulation of transcription by RNA polymerase II; DNA-templated transcription
Molecular function (GO): DNA-binding transcription factor activity, RNA polymerase II-specific; sequence-specific DNA binding; zinc ion binding
Source: RefSeq, a predicted model, not a curated record
AUGUCCCAUGACAACAAGCGAGCGGCAGCAUCGCGCACCAUAGCAGCGUGUCAGAGAUGUCGGGCCAAGAAGGUUCGCUGCGACCAGGCGCUUCCGCUGUGUCUGCGAUGCCUCAAGGCAGGCCACGAAUGCAUUGGGAUCGACCCUGCUUCGGGACGCGAGGUGCCGCGUUCGUAUGUUCAACACUUGGAGAGCCGAGUGGCGGAACUAGAGGCGCAGUUGGCGCAGAAAAAAAUGAACCCGUCGCCCGCGCCAGAAGGAUCGCGCACUGCGUCUGCACCUUCAGCGCCAUUUGCGCGCGCAACGCCAUUUGCCGACACCCCGCGGUACUUUGGCCCGGCGCUGGGAGUAUCUUUUGCCCGGUUGAUGACAGCGGCGCUUCGGCUCAAUCCGCCGCCGCCGCCCCGGGUGGAGGAGGCAAGCACAGUCACUGCUGCGGUGCUUCCGCCCAAACCCACCGCGCAAGAAUUCAUCCGCAUUUACUUUGCCCAGAGUAACUCGCAGGUGCCCGUUUUAGAGCGCGAGCGCUUUUUGCAGUCGGUGUUCGCACCAAUUUAUGGGCCGUGGGACCCGCGUGUGCCUCUAGCGCCCGAUGAUGCGGGAGAGCGUGCGGGCGGCGUGCCCGAGCGAGAAACGUGGCUCUUCCAGUACACACAGUUCGUGGGCCAACGUCUAGACGAAGACGCUUUUGCAGCAGAAGCAGCACGUAUCGACGUGCCGCUGCAGUUCCGCCGCCCGCUCUUUUUUCUUUUCAUGGUGUUGGCCAUAGCAUCCUCUGCCAACCACUUGCAGUAUCCUACAACGAUUUCAGCGCAGUUUCGUGCGGCUGCCCUUCAGUUUGAAGUCCCGGCGCAAGAUCCGCUCGAACACUUGGAGGCAGUUCUUCUCAUGGCCGUCUAUGCCACCAUGCGGCCCUGCGUUCCGGGUGUGUGGUAUGUGCUAGGCACGGCUCUUCGCUUAUGCGUGGACUUGGGCUUGCACACGGGAGAAUCCUCGGGCCAAAACGUUCCUUCAGGGUUUGCGCCGCCCGAUGCCUCGAAUUUCGCCCGCCGCGCCUCGGGAACUUGUCCUGCCGACGUACUAAACAGGCGCCGGCGCCUAUUCUGGUGCACAUAUUCGCUUGACCGGCAAAUCUGCUUCUACUUGGGACGCCCCGUGGGCAUUCCAGAGGAGGCCAUUUCCACGCAGUAUCCGUCGGUGGAGGACGCUGCGGGACAAGUGGCACACGCAAUGUUUCGAAUGCGCCGCAUCCAAUCGGAGGUUCAGCGUGUGCUCUACGACAACGGCGAGAUUCCUCGUCGCUUCGAAAAUCUAGACGAAUGGCGCCGCCACAUCACCACAGAGCUUUUUUCAUGGCGCGCGCAAACGCCCUCUCAGGCGGCUGCGGCUUGUGAGUUCAAUGCAGAGUACUUUGCCCUCAACUUCCACCACACGCUUCUUCUGCUAAAUGCGCUUCUGCCCCGCAACUUCCGCCUUUCAGAAGAGGCAUACCACACAGUAUCUGCCGCCCUGCAAAAUGUCAUGACAUGCUACGCCCAGCUCCAUGCACGAAAGGCCAUCAACUACACAUGGGCCGCGGUUUACAAUUUGUUCAAUGCGGGAACGUCGUAUCUUUUCGCCAUAUAUACGUGCGAAACAGUGCGCCAGUCUAUGACCCGCGCAGCCGUGGCUCGAACGGCUCAAUCAUGUGCAGCCGUCCUUGCCCUGUUGGCGCCGUCUUGCGCGGCGGGCCAAAGUUGCUGCGACACGUUCCAGGUGCUUACAGCGGCAGUGCUUCGUCUCUGCUAUGGCGACGAAAGCAAAGCUCUGUUGCCUGAGGAUCUGCCCAGCGGAAGCGAGCACAGCAUCAGAAACAGACCGGCCUCCCCUGAAGGCAAGGUGCCAACGGGAGAGGUACCAGGAAACAAUACGAAGAGUUCUCAAAAUGCAAACAGUGAGCAAUGGAAUGAAAAGAAUAACGAUCUGGAUACACAGAAAGAAGACAGAAAAGCUGAGAUCAAAAUGGAAGAAAAAGCUGGAAUCAAAAUGGAAGAAAAAUCAGAAAUCAAUCCAACCUCUGAAACAUAUUCAAAUGAUCCGCGUCGCCAAGAAGCUCCCGAGACGCAGGAUACAAGCAAUUCAGGCCUUAAGAAAGAAGAACCUAGCCCAGGUCGUGUCAGAGGUGUCAAUGAAAGUUUUGGAGUGCCUGUUAUAUCCCAAACGCCCAUCUCUCGUCAUUCCAGUUUCUCAUCGCCAACUAUGGACGGUCUACUUUGGAAUAAUGCGCCCGAUUUGAAUUCCUUUUUCAAAGAGGUGGAAAAUGUAACCCCGUCUGCAGUGGAUAUGGGUCUGAGCUUGUCGUUGGAGCUGGAACUUCCACGAGAAGGUCGCCGUGUUUUUGAGCUCAUUCAGCUUCCCAUUGAAUCCAUCUGGGAUCAGUUUUUCACUCUGUCUAAGACGGGCUUAGAGGAGGAAAUAGCAGGAUGA